AGAAUAAUUCCUCUGAACCAGUAUAUAUACAUGAGCAGUGUCUGCCAUCUAAGAGGGACAAAAAAGUUUAGGGUUUUAUUUUUGGUCGGUUAAGCCGAUGGGGAAAACCGGAGGGAAUUCUUGGUUAACGGCGGUUAAGAAGGUUUUCCGGUCACCGGAGAAGAGAAGCUCCAAAAGACGAGAAGAUCACCGACAUUACAACGACGACGAAGACGAAGAGCAGCAAAAGAAGAGAGGAAAAAGAAGAUGGCUGUUCAAGAAACCACCUCCAUCUUCAUCUUCUUCAUGUCCAUGUCAAGAUCAUCACUCCGCAGAAGCCAUCGGAAACAUAACAUCCGCCGGGACUACCACGGAGGAUACGGCGGCCGGAAAAUAUGUUCCGGCGGCGGAGGUGAUGUUCAUCUCUCGGCCGUCUGUCUAUCUUAAACGGCACGUGGCCGCCAUUCUCAUUCAGACAGCUUUCCGAGGUUACCUGGCACGAAAGGCACUUAGGGCAUUAAAAGGAGUGGUGAAACUACAAGCCUUAGUGAGAGGGCACAACGUAAGGAGAAGAGCGACGGAGGCUCUGAUUCGGAUUCAGGCUCUGCUUCGGGUCCAGGCUCGGGUCCUCCAGGGCCGGAAGAGAGCCGUGACAAAUCCCGGCGACGACAAUGAAGCGGCCUUCUCCCGCGCUUUUUCUAAACAGAUGUGGAAAACAACAGAGAGAGAAUCACACAGCGAGAGCGAGAUGGAGCACAGAAAACCGGGUAGACUAAACCGGUUCGGUUAUGAAGAAACCGAGAGGAGGAUGUCAACCGACCAAAGCGUAGGCGAACCGGUUAAGAUAGUGGAGGUCGAUACGUAUACGUAUCAACACCAACAAUGCCCCGACCGGACGCCGCGUGGGGUUCCUUGCAAGACGAGGCAAGUCCGCUCUAUGCCAAAUUACAUGUCUGCCACUGUAUCGGCCAUCGCUAGGAACCGGCCACAGAGUGUACCAAGGGAAAGACCGAACUGGACCGGUUCAGAGAGAGAACCGAAGAUUCAAUCGGUUAAGAAGCGAUUAUCGUUUCAUGAAAUCAGCUCGUACGGUUGUACAUUGCAGGGUCCAGAGGGUAAAAUCAUCGAUGGAGAUGAUUCCAGAGCAGGUUACACUUGGUAUGAUACGAAAACCGGAGAUUUUUGGUAUUUGACUAGUGAUGAGUUAACCGAACUGGUUAACCGGAUGACCAUGCGACCUUUGUAAUUUUUCACGUUGACGUUUUCGUAUUUUCAACCUGUUCCAAGCAGUUUUCUGUUAUA
Molecule: messenger RNA, 1281 nt
Organism: Tarenaya hassleriana
Lineage: Eukaryota; Viridiplantae; Streptophyta; Magnoliopsida; Brassicales; Cleomaceae
Product: protein IQ-DOMAIN 14
Exons: 4
Coding region: 98-1225 (375 amino acids)
Molecular function (GO): protein binding
Source: RefSeq, a predicted model, not a curated record